This is a messenger RNA of Diuraphis noxia (Russian wheat aphid), 2125 nucleotides long. RefSeq names its product dietary and metabolic glutamate transporter-like. Gene Ontology annotation, cellular component: membrane. Lineage: Eukaryota; Metazoa; Arthropoda; Insecta; Hemiptera; Aphididae. Gene Ontology annotation, molecular function: transmembrane transporter activity. The record is from RefSeq and is a predicted model, not a curated record. Gene Ontology annotation, biological process: monoatomic anion transport; transmembrane transport.
ACUCAUUCGGYGUGGAUCACAUAACAAUAACAUAUAUAGUAUCAUGUUGUGUCUCGAUCUGACGAGUGAACAGUGUUCAGAMGGAAAUUAGCGUUUGAAGACGUUGCGUUUUGUUCACCGGCUGCACUAGUCGACACAUUCGUAAUAAUUCGUGGGAACAUAAAAAAUAUUAUUUUUUACUGUUUUGUUUUUUUUUUUUUUAUCGUUUWAAACGUGUUGUAUUUACUCAGAUGGUAUUACGUACCCACACUAAAUAUUAAUAGGUAGAACCAUCGUGGAUGUUUUCCGAUUCGUAAAAGUUUUUCCCACUAUUAUCGGUGGAGAUUUUCAGAAAAUUCCAUUCAAACUUACUAAUUCCCACGUAUAACAUCAAGACGAUAGUAAAUUACCUACUACUAUGAAGUUAAAUUCACGGCACGUGUCUCAGAGAUGGGUGAUGGCCGUGAUGGGAAUGAUGGGCGUCACGAUGGCGUAUGUGAUGCGGGCCUGUUUGGGCUUAACGCUCACGCAAAUGGUCAGGCCCGUGGUUGUGGAGGGUGGAAGUACAAGUUCUGUUCAUCACGAUUACUGCCCAAUGUAUAAGUCAUCAUCACUCAGCCAAUCUAAGUCCAACCGGACAACAAUAGUCGAGGAGGAAAAGUUCAAAAAUCGGUUCGAUUGGGACGAAAAGACGCAGGGCGAGAUCCUGUCGUCCUUUUAUUAUGGUUACAUACUCACUCACUUACCCGGUGGCAUCUUAUCUCAGAGAUUUGGUGGUAAGCACACGAUGGGCUUUGGAAUACUGUCCACCGCAGUCUUCACGCUGAUGACUCCAUACGUAGCGUAUAUGGGUUCCUGGCCACUGACAAUUUUGCGGUUCGUCGAAGGACUCGGAGAAGGAACAACUUUCCCAGCACUCUGCACGCUUCUGGCACAGUGGGCUCCACCAGAAGAAAAGGGAAAGCUCUCCACACUGGUGUUUGCAGGUGUGCAAAUUGGUAAUAUUUUUUCAAACUUCUUGAGUGGUUUCAUCAUACAAUACAUACCCGGUGGUUGGCCAAAUGUCUUUUACUUCUUCGGCAUAACCUCGUUAGUUUGGUUUGUGAUCUGGUGUAUGUUCGUUUACAAUGACCCUAAUUCCCAUCCGUUCAUAUCGGACAUGGAACGAGACUACUUAAAACAGUCAAUCGGAAGCCUAGAAAGAAAAAAGGACUUGGCCCCAACACCAUGGAAGUCCAUAUUAACGUCGUGGCCAGUAUGGGCACUGAUUAUUGUCGAAGCAGGACAUGACUGGGGUGGUUUUACGAUUAUCAGUGAUCUCCCAAAAUAUAUGAGUGACGUCUUACACUUUUCUGUUACCGAGAACGGUUUAUUGUCAUCCAUCCCAUACAUCGCCCAAUGGGUUACGUCUAUCUUAGCUAGUAUAUUGGCGGACCGACUGAUAAGCAAAAGAAUAAUGAGUGUAACUGCAGUCAGAAAAAGUUAUGCUAUUAUUGGAACUGUUGGGCCAGGUUUGGGUGUGAUGUGUGCUUCGUUUGUCGGAUGUAAUAAAAUAAUCGCCACUCUGUGUUUUACUUUGGGUAUGGCAUUAAUGGGUUUCUGUUAUCCCAGCAUCCGUAUAAAUUCUCUCGACUUGUCGCCCAAUUAUGCUCCUACCAUUAUGGCACUGGUAAAUGGUAUUGGUUGUUUAUCAGGAAUGGCCACUCCAUACGUCGCCGGAAUUCUCACUCCAAACAGAACUGUGUUAGAGUGGCGUCUUGUAUUCUGGAUUAUGAUGAUAGUAAUGACAGCUUCAGCUGUGGUGUAUGGGCUAUUUGGAUCUGGUGAGUUGCAACCAUGGGAUGACUUAGAACAACAUUAUCUAAAAGAAAAGGAAAAAGCUAAGAGGGGGUUGCCUAUGGAUGAAAGAUUAAGUAUAAUUCAUUCAAAAUCCAUUGAAGAUGGGACAUCGAUAAAUAAUUAGGAUCCUGACUAAUGAAACCAACAAAACUAUCCUAUACACUGUAAAUAUAAUUAUUAACACAUGUUACCUAUUAGUUUAUAGUAAUUAUAUAUUGUGAAUAAUUAGUUUGUAAAUACUUGUUAUAUUUAGAACUAGUUAAAUGUUGUAAUAUUAUUUAAAAAUAAUUAUAGGAACAUACGUUAU